GCUAUCCACCUUUUCCUCUGGCUUUUGGGUUCUCAACUUUAGCUUGAUACAUUUAGAAUUUAGUGUUGGAAGAAGAACACACAUCUGGCUUGAUACUUACUGAGCUGAUCACAUGUUAGAAGUGAUCGCAUUUUGGAACUCGGACAGUUCAUGCCCAUCUCACGAAAUUUCUUCAAUCUUUCUAACAUGUUCUUCUCGCAUCAGAUCAAGGAAGCGAGACCAGAGAGAAGCCGAGAGAAAGGUAAGGUGAAGGGGGGUAAGUUUUGAAUUUUUUCUGUACAGUGGCGAGCAUGGAUGGAGUUCGCUCCUCAGGGGGGAAGCAGGGUCAAUGCCAACGAAGCACGGAACCUGUCAACCCGACCUUGGCAUUUCACCAGUUCCAGUUCAUCCAUUCCCUCACGUCCGUUUCCCCCUGAAUAAAAUAAUCCCGAAUUAGUACGAAUUGCAUCGGAUUUGGAUUUGGAUCAGAUUGCUUUUGGACAAUCUUCUUCCCGAUAUGUCAUGUGAAUCCAUAUCUGCACGCCUUUUCUAAUCCCAUCUCGCCCCCCCCGCCACCUAUCCCGUUCUUCACGUUCUUCUGCUUCAACCCCGAGACAAAAAGAGCGAAAAAGUUGCUUCCUUUAUAUUCGCCCACUCGACUCCUUUCUCUUUCGCGUCCUUCGUUGCUCCAACAAGGGCAGGUUCUGAGGGAGAGCUUUGGAUGGUGAUUGAUCCGGAUUUGCUGAUUUCGCGGUCGUUUUCUUAAGUGGGUUUCGUGAAUUGGGAUUGCGAAUCACGGGUUGGGUGUAGGAUCGGAGUUGAUGUGGAUGGGUUUUUCGGGUUUCGAAGCGUGCCUAGGGUUUUGGGUUGGUGCGUGAUUAUGACCCUCGAAAUAUACAAAUUGAACCUUUAGAUGGUUUUCUGGCAACUGCUUCAGCUGACGUGAGAGAGAAUCAGCAUUUAUACCAAGCCAUGUAAUGUGAGGAUACAGUUCUAGGGUCUAGAGGUUGUUCGUCUAGGAAUCAAUUCGAUUCAGCAGAAAGAUCAAGACCCACGUUUUGGUUCCUUCCUCGGAUGGCCUCACCUGGGUUCUUCCUGAUUUGCGUGUUGCAUUCGCUGGUGGCGCUCACGACUGGCGCUCUCAUGAUGUUCUAUUCCGCAGAGAUAUCUGCCAUCAAAUCCCAAGGUUCUACCCCUCACGAUCAGCUCCUGAUUCGGACCUCCGAUUCGUUCUCGGGCUUGCUUCUGGUCGCCAUCGGGUCCUUGUUGCUGAUGGUGGCGUUUGUGAAGGACAGGGAGUUCCAGAGCUUCUUUGCAAAAGGGUGUGUUGUGUUGCAUGUGGGCAUGGCGGUGUGGAGGUUUUGCUUUGAGAGGAAGCUUGAGGAGCUUGUGGGUGAGUGGCCCAAGCAAGUUCUGGGUGAUAUUGCACUUGCAGUUUCGUGGAUUUUCUUUCUCGUCUAUUCAUGGAGAGAGAAGUACGAUUAGCUCGUGGAGUGAAUUGCAGUGAAGCAAUAGAAAGAGAGAACUCUGAGUUUCUGCAGAUUGAAAUAGAGAGAUGGUGCUUGGUGAAAUCAUGCAAUGCUUAGGUGAGAUCCAAUUGAGGUUCCGAGCAGGACGUGAAGUAAGUUGUGAAUUCUGGGUUUCAGGAAAAGGAGGAUGGUUUUGCAACUGGAGUAAUUAUACGAAGGGUGAAAAGAAAAUUACAAUUUUCGUUGGGGUCAUUUUAGAUGGUGAAGUUUCGAUUUUCAUCUUUUUUGUUAUGAUCUUUGAGGAGUGAAAGGAACUGAUCAGGAGUUAGCUUAUUUGCUGGACCACCAUGGUUCUUCAUUUAGCUCAGAAUUCAGAAACCGCAGCCGUAUCAUAUGGGCUUUACUGCUCUUGCUGGCUGAACGCAAUCCAAUUUUUGCCUGUAAAUUUUUGUCAUAUGUGGAAUAAAUACCCUUUUCUCUGA
Messenger RNA from Syzygium oleosum, 1930 nucleotides. RefSeq lists its product as uncharacterized. Lineage: Eukaryota; Viridiplantae; Streptophyta; Magnoliopsida; Myrtales; Myrtaceae. The coding region runs from base 1054 to 1464 and encodes 136 amino acids. The record is from RefSeq and is a predicted model, not a curated record. The transcript has a single exon.